GAAAGUGAAAGCAUAAACAAAUGCCAUUUUCACUCGGUUUAAUGAAGCAGCGGAUUAGUGACUAACAAAAGCCGGUUAAUUUUUCCCGUUCCACACGCAAUACGACAUCAUUCUUUGUUUUAUAACACUCACAAUCUACCGAGUGCGAUAGUGAUCAAUAAUUUGAACAUUAGUGAAAUCGAAGAAAAAAUUUCCUUCAAGUUGGAACGAUACGGCAGCAAAAUUAAUUACUCAAAGUUCCAUAAUGCGAUGUCGCUUUCCGCGAUGUCGAAGCCGAUACUGUACUCGUAUUGGCGUAGUUCCUGCUCGUGGCCAGUACGGAUAGCGCUAAACUUGAAGGAAAUUCCGUACGAUAUAAAACCGAUCAGUUUGAUUAAAUCCGGCGGAGAGCAGCACUGCAACGAGUACCGUGAGGUUAAUCCGAUGGAACAAGUUCCGGCGCUGCAAAUCGACGGUCACACACUAGUGGAAUCGAUAGCCAUUCUGCACUAUCUGGAGGAGACUCGCCCUCAGCGCCCCCUGCUGCCACAGGACGUUCUGAAGCGUGCGAAGGUUCGCGAAAUCUGUGAGGUGAUCGCAUCGGGCGUUCAGCCGCUGCAAAAUCUGAUCGUUCUGAUUCACGUGGGUGAGGAGAAAAAGAAAGAAUGGGCCCAGCACUGGAUCACCCGAGGGUUCCGAGCUAUCGAGAAGCUGCUGUCCACGUCGGCCGGUAAGUUCUGCGUGGGAGACGAGAUCACGCUAGCCGAUUGCUGCCUGGUGCCGCAAGUGUUCAACGCACGUCGUUUCCACGUAGACUUGCGUCCCUAUCCGAUCAUUCUUCGCAUCGACCGCGAGCUGGAAGGGCAUCCUGCCUUCCGGGCUGCGCAUCCUUCUAACCAGCCUGACUGUCCGCCCGAGGCGGCCAAGUAAACACGAACGUGAUUUCUCACGCUAAAUUCCCCCGAAACAGGCCGCUACGUUACAACAGAAAACUGGCCCCAGAACUUUUGUAACAAGUAACGCAGUCUGCAUCGUCGCUCUCUCACAAAAAUGCAGAUGAGUACAAAUCAUCUAUAAAGAAAAACUAACGAUAUUAUUGCUUUUAUUAUAAUUCAUCACUGAUGAAUGAAACAUUCUAUGUCUACUAUAUGCUUAAAGUAUUCUAAAAAAUAAGUUUCACUAGGUUCUGUGGUUUCGCUAAAGAAUAGUUGCGGUGGCGAGUGAUUUCUCUUGAGUAAAUUUAGAUUUUGGGACACAAUCAAAUUUUUUAAACACGAAUGUACCACAAUUCUGUCUGAAUAUUAGGGAUACAACUUUUUAUUAGAUUCCUGCUUUUUUAAUUCUCAUAAAAACAACUGCAAAAUGACAAAUCAUACAAAACCAAAAUUAUUUGUCGGAUUUUAAUACAAAAAUAUUUGAAAAGAUUGAAUCCAGACGCCUAAUGCAAAAUAGAAGCGGUCCAUAGGUCAGGGCAUCAAUCUUUGGUUGAGUUGGUAGAUCAAUAUGUGAUGAAAAUAUUACCUUAGGAGGCAAAGUGCAAAGUGGAAAAUCUAGACCCGAAUUUCAAUGCUUCUAAUUUUUAUUUAAAACAUUUUUUUUCUUUCCUGAGAAAUGGUGUGGUGCAAAUUAAAAUUUCUCACGCAUUUUCUCAUGUGUUAUUGAUAAUUGUGCCAAAUUUAAAUGGGUUUUCAAUCGAAGUUUUGUUUAUAAUAUUUAUGUCAUGCUAUUAGCCUUGUCUGAUACAGAUGGGAUUUUAAGGAUUGAAUUUCUGCAAUCACGUGCAAGCACGACUUACACAAACGUCAAAAGUGUAUAUCAACCGCCUACUGCGACUCGAACUUUCAAGCUGAUGUUUUGGGGCAAAACUUGUAUGCGAAAACGGUAAGUUUUUGUGAAUUGCGUUGAAUUCAGUUUGCGAAUACAAUGAAUGUUCUAGUUCUUAAAACUUUCUUAAUAAUUUUCAAGUUUUUCGGCGAUGGUUUUUUUUCUUGAACAGAAAGCAAACUGAUUUUUUCCUAAUUCUCGAACACUGCCUCCUUACUAUUUUUUAUUAAAAUAGUAGAUUAUUAUUCAAUGGUGUCGAAUGGGUAAAAUGCGAUUUACUACAAAUGCAGUUGACUGAAUCUAGAUACUAAUAUUUCAUGAUAAAAUUAAAAGAACUACCUCGGAGUACUGACAAAUCAACUAAUUUAAUUUACUCUGUUCAUUUUUCCAAAUCGAACGAGCCAUCUUUUGCAACACCACAUCUAGUGUAACGUUCGUUUUUUUUUCGCAUUGAUUUCUUUUAUUUGCCUCAGUGAAAAUGCGUUGACUUUCACUAUCGAUAACCUUAAUCAUAACUGCAUUUCUUGAAUUGGUGUUGUUUCUUGCCUCGGUAUCAAUGUACUUAUUUUAAUCUAAGAAACCAAAUUACAUAUAUCAUUUGAAAAGAAA
This is a messenger RNA of Wyeomyia smithii (pitcher-plant mosquito), 2412 nucleotides long. Its product is annotated as probable maleylacetoacetate isomerase 2. Gene Ontology annotation, molecular function: maleylacetoacetate isomerase activity; glutathione transferase activity. The transcript has 4 exons. Gene Ontology annotation, cellular component: cytoplasm; mitochondrion. The record is from RefSeq and is a predicted model, not a curated record. Lineage: Eukaryota; Metazoa; Arthropoda; Insecta; Diptera; Culicidae. The coding region runs from base 250 to 909 and encodes 219 amino acids. Gene Ontology annotation, biological process: glutathione metabolic process; L-phenylalanine catabolic process.